AUGCCUGACCGCAGACCCUUCGAGCAACUUCCUGAUAACGUGCAGCCCAUUAACUAUGGACUGUGCCUGAAGCCCAACCUUAUAGACUUCACCUUCGAAGGGAAGCUGGAGGCUCCCAUAGAGGUAAAGAAUGCCCCCAACCAGAUUGUUAUGAACUGUGCAGACAUUGAUAUUAUCACUGCCUCUUAUGCUCCAGAUAGAGAUGAAGAAUACCAUGCCACAGGGUUUAAUUAUGAGAAUGAAGAUGAGAAGUUGACUCUCUAAUUUCCCAGUAUCCUUCAAACUGGUCAUGGAUUGUUGAAGAUUGAUUUUGUUGGUGAACUGAGCGAUAAGAUGAAGAGUUUCUAUCACAGUAAAUACACCACUGCUUCUGGAGAAGUGCAAUAUGCAGCUGUCACUCAAUUUGAGGAUACAGGUGCAAGAAGAGCAUUCCCCUGUUCGUCUGACCCAUCCAUUAAAGCAACCUUUGAUGUUACGCUGGUUGUCCCCAAAGACAGGGUGGCUUUAUCCAACAUGAACAUUAUUGCAAUGAAUCCAUACCCAGAUGAUGAGAGCCUUGUGGAAGUGAAGUUUGCUAGAACCCCUGUCAUGUCAACAUACCUUGUUGUCUUUGUGGUUGGAGAACACGACUUUGGAAACACGUUCAGCAGAUGGGAUUUUAAUCCAUGUGUACACACCUGUUGGAAAAGCCGAACAGGGGAAAUUUGCAUUGGAGGUUGCUGCUAAAACUCUUCCUUUCUACGAGGAUUACUGAAAUGUGCCUUACCCUUUACCCAAGAUUGACUUCAUCACAAUUGCAGACUUUGCAGCUAGAGCUAUGGAAAACUGGGCUCUGGUUACAUACUGGGAGACUGCUCUUCUCUUUGAUCCCAAGGACUCUUGCUCCUCCUCCUGCCAGUGGGGGGCUCUAGUUGUUGGACAUGAACUAGCUCAUCAGUGGUUUGGGAACCUGGUCACUAUGGAAAAGUGGCUUAAUUAAGGUUUUGCUUUCCUGGAUAGAGUACCUUUGUGUAGAUCACUGCUUUCCAGAGUACAAUAUUUGUACUCAGUUUGUGUUUGUGGACUACACUCAUGCCCAGGAAUUGGAUGCUCUGGAUAACAGCCACCCCAUUGAGGUCAAUGUGAGACACCCAUCGGAAGUGGAUGAAAUCUUUGAUGCCAUAUCUCAUAGCAAAGAAUCUUUUAUGAUCAGAAUGUUACACAAUUAUAUUAGUGACAAGGAUUUCCUGAAAGUCAUGAACCAAUACCUCACCAAAUUCCAAGAAAAUAAUGCUUCUACAGAGGACCUGUGGGAGUCUCUAGAGCAAGCCAGUGGGAAGCCCAUUGCUGCUGUGAUGAGCACCUGGACCAAGCAGAUGGCAUUCCCACUAAUAUAUGUGGAUUCAGAGCAGAAUGAAGACUUCAGAGUACUGAAAUUGCCGCACCUUGGUGAGGACUGUCCACAAUGUAUGGUACCGAUCAAUAUCUGCACCUGUAAAUCCCUAUCCUCUUCCAAACAUACGAUCCUGAUGGACAAGCCAGAGACGACCAUGGUAUUGGAGGGCAUGAGACCAGACCAUUGGGUAAAGAUUAAUCCUGGCACUGUGGGAGAGCCUGUUACCUGGCAUAAGAUGCCUCUCCUUGCAGCCUGUGGAUAG
This is a messenger RNA of Pelobates cultripes (western spadefoot toad), 1637 nucleotides long. NCBI's taxonomy places the organism in Eukaryota, Metazoa, Chordata, Amphibia, Anura, Pelobatidae. The record is from the annotation of a GenBank genome assembly.